This is a messenger RNA of Rana temporaria (common frog), 1399 nucleotides long. It is a transcript of the gene P2RX6, whose product is annotated as purinergic receptor P2X 6. Bases 56 to 1228 code for a protein of 390 amino acids. The record is from RefSeq and is a predicted model, not a curated record. Lineage: Eukaryota; Metazoa; Chordata; Amphibia; Anura; Ranidae. The transcript is spliced from 12 exons. Gene Ontology annotation, biological process: response to ATP; monoatomic cation transmembrane transport. Gene Ontology annotation, cellular component: plasma membrane; nuclear inner membrane. Gene Ontology annotation, molecular function: purinergic nucleotide receptor activity; ATP binding; extracellularly ATP-gated monoatomic cation channel activity.
UUUAACCCGGUAAAGAGCAAGAAAACAGCAGAGUCAUUCUGCGCAUGGAGCAGUAAUGGAAGCAGCCUGUAUAAAAUCUUUUCCACCCAUCUUAGAUUACAAGACAGAGAAAUAUGUGCUGACAAAGAACAGGAAGGUUGGAGCGUUUCAUCGCCUGCUUCACCUGGGCAUUUUAUGUUAUAUUAUUGGGUGGGUGUUUAUUGUAAAGAAGGGAUAUCAAGAAAGUGAUUCCGAUCCUCAUUCUUCUGUAAUAACAAAACUCAAAGGAUCGUCAGUUACUAAAGAUCUGCAAGAAUAUCAGCAAAGGCUGUGGGACGUGGGAGACUUUGUGAAGCCUUCUCAGGGAGAAAAUGUCCUGUUCUUGGUGACAAACUUUAUUGCCACACCACGACAAGUGUUAGGUUUAUGUCCAGAGAGCCCAUUGAUUGUAGAUGGUAGAUGUGGUGAAGACUUGGACUGUACGCCAGGAGAGCAUGUGGUAAAUGGAAAUGGUCUGAAAACAGGACGAUGUAUAUCACUGAACAGUACUCAUUCCACCUGUGAGAUAUAUUCUUGGUGUCCUGUUGAGAAUGAAUCAUUGAUAAGGAAAAUACCUUUAAAUGAAGCAGAAAACUUUACACUGUUCAUUAAAAAUUCUGUUUAUUUUAGCAAAUUUCGAUUUUCAGGGGCAAACACAUUGAAGACAUUGGAUGAUACUUAUUUUAAGAGCUGCAGAUAUGAUCCAGUCUCCAGCCCGUACUGUCCAGUUUUUACAAUCAAGAAUAUCAUAACGAAAACUAAAAAUAGCUUUGAAGAACUGUCUCUUCUGGGUGGAGUUGUUAGAAUUGAUAUUGAGUGGAAAUGCAAUUUGGAUCAAGCACAAGUCUGCAUACCACAAUACUCCUUUGGAUUGCAAGAUAAAAACAACAACUUCAGAACGGCUACUUAUUAUUGGGAUAAAGAAAGACGUGAAACCAGAGACCUCCUUAAACUCUAUGGGAUCCGAUUCGAGAUAUCAGUGACAGGAGAGGCAAGAAGAUUUAGUAUUGUCCCAACAGCUGUAAGCCUUGGAACUGGGUGUGCCUUCUUGGGUAGUGCAACACUUUUGUGUGACCUGAUUCUCCUAUACCUGGACAGUAAAGCCAGUUUCUAUUGGGAGUGUAAAUAUGAAGAGGCCAAACCACCAAAAGGCCAACAAGCUGAACAACCUACUAUCAACAAUGAUGAAACAUCUACUAACAAUGAUUGAAUCAAAAUAAAUAUUUUCUAAGGCCUUAACAAUCGGCUGAAAAAUUCAAGCCAAAAAUCUACUCUAUGCAAAGUUAAAAUGUUUUUCCCUUACAUUCUCUUGUCCGACAUAACAUAUAAAUGCACUUAGGAUUUACAUUAAUAAGAUAAUAAAAGCACACUUGUUUUCAUA